Dermacentor andersoni is the source of this 2999-nucleotide messenger RNA. RefSeq lists its product as uncharacterized. Gene Ontology annotation, biological process: protein processing. The record is from RefSeq and is a predicted model, not a curated record. Gene Ontology annotation, cellular component: plasma membrane. Gene Ontology annotation, molecular function: metalloendopeptidase activity. NCBI's taxonomy places the organism in Eukaryota, Metazoa, Arthropoda, Arachnida, Ixodida, Ixodidae.
UUCGGUGGGCAACUGUCUAAAAACCUUAGCGAUAUGCAUAGACAAAAGCAAGAAAGAUGCCCUCACAGUUCAUGUCAUUCAGCAAGCACCGACUCGCCCAAGAAAAAGUUGUGCGAAGAACGUGAGAGACGUAGAAGAUGCGCGCGCAGUGAAGAAGAAGAAGAAGAAGCUCUCCGCGAUGUCGUCUUCGCGAAACAUUGAGUCCCGACCGGAAGGAAACCAGGGACCAAGCACGUCGACCAGCUUGGAUCGCGAGAAGCGAUCCAAGCACAAGAAGCGCAAAAAGGCGGCCAAGCGCGAAGACGCCAAGCAAGACGCCGACGAAGCACCCAAACCCGUCCAGUCGCCGGCCCCGGUGGCGGACAGCCCAGCGGCAGGCGUCGAGCUUCCCAAGGACACUGAGAAAACUCCGGCGUCGACGGAGCGCCAGCGGCCGCAAGAGGGCGAGCGCUUUUCAUCGGCGGCGACCAGGCGUUCCUCGGCCUUCCGUCGCGUGGUCCGGAGGCUGUCCUUGUCCAUGCCAGUCGAGACGUUGCAAACGCCUGCCUGCGCGAACAAGGACGCGAAGCCAGCCGCCGAACUAGGAGAGACCUCCGAGGCUUGCCUACCGACAAGCGAAAACACCGCCACCGGAACCAGGAGGAAGUCAUCAGUCCGCUUUGGCGCAACAACCCUUCAAGCGAUCACGCCCAACAAUUUCACCAAGAGCUCGUCAUGCGACCGCAGGCUCGGGUGGCGAACGAGUGUGCUCAUCGUCUUCGCCAUCGUGGCGGCCGUGUCGCUUGGCGUUUUCCUCGCUGUUUACGUGCUGCACUCUCGGAAGCACGUAAUAGAGCACUGCUCCAGCGUCGAGUGCAAGUUGGCCGUCGAAGACAUGAUAUCGCUCGUGGACCCUCACGUCAGCCCGUGCGACGACUUCUACCUACACGUGUGCGGCAAAGCGGGCGACAAGACCUUCGGCGGCGCCGACAUGACGGCGCGGGCGCUCGACGACAUGCUCAUAUCUGUUCAGCGGGUUCUGCGUAGCCGCAAGAGCAAGGACCAGGGAAAGCACCCGGGCCUCGCGCAACUGGCGACCACGUUUCACUCUUGCUACGCGUUCACCACUUCGUCCAAGCCUCUCGCCGACGCGCCUCUCGCGGAGGCCAUCGCCGACGAGGCGGACAUCCUGGGAACCCCCGACGCCGCGUCCGUCCUGCGACGCGCUGUCCGGCUGUCGCUUCGAAAAGGGAUCUCCACCCUGUUCACCGCGAGCGUCGUCACUUACCUGGGCGACUUGGCCCUGCACGUGUCGCGCGGGAAAUCGUUCAGCGAGAAGCUGGCCCAGCCGACCGACGGCGCGACGGGGCGCGAGUUCGUGGCGCGGCUUUUCGAUCGCGCGUUCGCAAACACCCCGAACGUUCGGCAGCUCGACGCCAACGACACCGUGCUGCGCCUGCUGAAAUUCGACGAGACUCUCUCGUCGGAAAGCAGCUACGCGAGGGACGAAGAAAUGAGCGGCGAUUCGAAGGACGAGUUCAUGACGCAGUACAUCGGUGGCCGUGACUGGCUACAUUUCGUCAACUCCCUCUUGCCGGAAAACUCGCAGCUGAAGGAGGCGUCACUCGUGCUCGUUUCCCAGGCGGACAGGAUGAAAAAGGCCGCAGAUGAACUCCGCAAGAAGACAGACUUGGGAGUCAUUUACAUCUUGCUCCACGUUGCAAUGGAGGUUGGGCGCUUUUACAUCGUUCCAUUGAGCCAAGUGACAAGAACGUGUUUACGAAUGGCGCAGGAAAUUUUACCGCCGUUGGUGUCAAACGUCUUCCACAACUUGACGGCCACUACGAAAUCGGACCCAUCGAGAGCUGGUACCGUUUUCGUCAGCAUUCGGGACGUAUUCGCUAAGCACCCCCUGACGUUGGGCAUAAGCGAAGGCGACGAGAAGAAAGCGGCCUCCUUCCUCGGCAGCGUCAACCUGCGCGUCCAAAAGACCACGGUCAGCGCGUGGCCCAACGAGUCGGGCUGGCACGAAGCCGUCGACUCCUCGCCUGCCGCCUUUCCCCGGAUGCACGCCGCCCUGAAGACACGCGAAGCCCUAAGACGCCUCAACGACCCGCCUUCCGUGGAACAGGCGACCUUCGGCCGCCACGAGGUCACCAACGACGUCGUCUACUCGCGGCUGCUGAACGAGGUCUUCCUUCCCGCGUCCCUGCGACGCCCGCCAGUCCUGUAUUCGGGCCAAGUUCCCAGGGAGUUCAACGUGGGCACCGUGGGCGUUCUAUUGGCCACGCAAGUGUUCCACGCUAACGAGCCGUCCGAGAGCGACCUCCGUGACUGGUACGACCAGCACGUGGGCGCCUUCGGUCGCUGCAUGAGGGAGUCGAAACCGACUGCGAUCGCCUCGCAGUUCGACGCGCUGCCGGAGAGCCGGCUGCUCGAGCUGUUCAUCCUGGCGUAUUCGGUCAAGGUCGCCCACAGGGCGGUCAGGGACCACUACUACGGCUACGACCCCUACGCGAGCAACUUCGGCGACGUGCUUGGAAAGGCGCAGCGCACUUUCUUCCGCAGGUUCUGUCUGCUGUCGUGCGGCGACAGCGCGCAGAACGACACCGGCGAGUCGCGACUCGCCUGCCUCGUGCCCGUCCUCAGCACGCCCGAGUUCUACGAGGCCUUCGGAUGUACAGUCGACAAGGGGGCACAAUGCGCCCCCUUAUCGUAGAAGGCACAAUAAUUGCCUAAUAAUGGCAGUGAUGUGAAUGUACGAGGCCGAACCUGGCUAUAGCCGUUCUCGACGCACCCAGAUUCUCGCCGGACUGAUUUUGUUAGCGAUAUACUUUACAGUGGUGAGUGAGGAUCGCGCUGUGGAGCACCGCAAUUUUGCAAAGCACCUGCGGUUAUGCAGGAACCUCUGUUGAGCGCUAGUUCUUAGCCGGAUGUUACGAUGUCUGUGUGCAGUGAAUUUCUGUCAUCAUCUAUUUUUCCUGCUUUGUAAGAAUUGCUCUAAUACAACUGAUAUGGCA